Messenger RNA from Onthophagus taurus, 1227 nucleotides. Lineage: Eukaryota; Metazoa; Arthropoda; Insecta; Coleoptera; Scarabaeidae. The record is from RefSeq and is a predicted model, not a curated record.
UUUUUUUAGGUUACUUCUACUCGAAGAGACACCUGGCGAUUGAACAGGUGGCCCGUACAGGUCAAACCAAUAGAAAAAGAGUGAGACAGUAAGAAAGAGACGGAAAGAAAGAGACUGCUUCAUUCAUGCAUCGAGCGUACGGCCCCGUGGUGUAGUAGUUGAGUUUACGCAACACUCCGCGGUUGUUCAUUCAUAAAAGUUUACUUAAUUUUUUUUAAAUAUGUUUUCGCGAAUCUUGUGCGUCUUGCUAUUUGUAACUUUGGCGACUGCUUCAAGAGUUCCCGUCGAAGUUUAUCAGCGCAAAACCGUUGAGCAUAAACCUCUUCAUCACCACAGAAAGAAAAUUCCUGAUAUAAGGAUUCUUUAUCAAAUCGGGGAUUCUGAAGAAGACUUGCCAACUUGUUCCUCAAGAGCGAUUUGUAGCAAAGUUGAUUUGUACGAUCCCCCUUGGUUGGAACGUCAAUGUAGAUGUCCAAAUGGACGUCAAUGUUCGAAUUCGUUGACUUCCGACGACGGUUACACGCUAACAGAUCGUUUGAGACAAUACAAGAUGUGCGAACCUGUGAGGAAGCUCCCAAAGUGCAGGUACUUCCACGACGUCACGUGGACGCUUAUAUUAACGCCAAAAAACGCCACCGAGCAAAUCGUUUAUUGCCAUUGCCCGAAAAACUCGGUCACCUAUUUAAUUAAAAGACACGCAUUCUAUUCGAUCGAUGGGACAAUUAUUUACGAAUAUUCUUUCGCUUGUUCCCCGCAAAGCAAAAUGAAGUGUCAAAGAAAAGCUCCGUGUCGAUUAUUUACAGUUCGAAAGAAAGAAGAACUUCUUGAUGAGGUGAAUAUAAAUACGUUGUGCCAAUGUCCUCAUGGUCAUCGAUGUCCGCAUCAUCACACCGAUUAUGGGAUAAUACCGGGCAAAUCAUACUCGGAGUCCAUAAGGACGUUUAGCGGUUAUUGCUUACCUCAUUGAGUUUAAAUAAAAAGCCAAAAAUACUUUUCGAAACUUUUACGAAAAGAGAAGCCGCGUACUUUUUAAUGUACAUUUGUUAACAUGUACUUAUUUCGCAAUUUUUAUUACCAUAUAAACCCGUAGGUGUAUUACCCAGGAUUGUAAAUAGUAUUUAUUAGAUUAGCGUUUAAGGAAGAGGACUAUAUUAUUGCCACCGUUUUAUUAUAAAACUCUUUUCGGCUGAAUUUAUGGCUCAAUUAUUUUAUUGUAAUAUAUGUGAU